Messenger RNA from Lasiosphaeria miniovina, 2768 nucleotides. Its product is annotated as major facilitator superfamily domain-containing protein. Gene Ontology annotation, cellular component: membrane. Gene Ontology annotation, biological process: transmembrane transport. The record is from RefSeq and is a predicted model, not a curated record. Gene Ontology annotation, molecular function: transmembrane transporter activity. NCBI's taxonomy places the organism in Eukaryota, Fungi, Ascomycota, Sordariomycetes, Sordariales, Lasiosphaeriaceae. The transcript is spliced from 3 exons. The coding region runs from base 381 to 2405 and encodes 674 amino acids.
UUGGCAAUUCAGCCUGGUGCACUAUGUUCCAGGCAGAGAGUCCGGGCAAGUUCCAUUACCUUGGACCAAGGAGGCAUGGGGGACCACCAUGCCGUUUCCACUCUGAGCGUGCGGCCCGUGAAUGCCAGGUGCCCGAACCAGUUAACAAUCGAUUGCCGCAGUAAGCUUGUCGUCAGCUACCUAUUGCUUACCUUACCUUAUUACCUAUCCUGGCUACCAAGCUCCGUCUCAGUAGCGCCCGCAAUUGACAUCGAGCCGAGAUACGCAUCUUACCGAGUCCCCACAUCCUUAGCCCUAGUUUGGGCUCGACAGAGUUCUGACUGCAGUGCAGUGGCAGCGCAGCGCACGACGCCGGCGGCCGAGGCGACAGACAUGUCGACAUGUCCUCUCCCGAGCAGCACACUACGGCAACUAGGCAAGGCGGGGAGCACGGGAAAGACAGCGGCAAUGGCUCUAACAGCAGCCAGUGGCACGACGCAGCGCCUUCGACUUCGUCCUCUGCGCAGACUAGCGUCCAGAUGACGCCCGACACGGGCUCCGACGGGGGCUCCGACGACAACGUGCUCGUCGUGUUGCCAUCCAUGGCCAGGCACGGGGACGGGGACGGGAAAGGGGACACGCACAGGGGCCGCCGCCGUGCCGCCAACUACCACCAUGAAUUGUCUUCCGAGGUAUACGAGCUCGAGGACAUUGAAUCCGAGAAGCUGCCCACUGAACGAGCCGAAGCGGCGCAUGACGACGAGUCGGUCGGUACCGACGGGGCCCAUGAUUUCCCCCCGGCAAGCAACAGCGGCAGCGGCAGGCAGCGGCACCACCACGAGAGGCGGCGGCGGCGCGGAGCCAGCAUCAGCACCACCGCCAGCUUCCAGCUGUACACGCCAGACGAGGAAAAGGCGGUCGUGCGCAAGUUCGACACGAGGCUGGUCGUCUUUGUUGCCCUGCUGUACAUGCUUGGUUUCGUCGACCGCUCGAACAUUGGAAACGCCCGUAUCGCCGGCAUGGACGACGACCUCCAGCCGGUGCUGAGGCGCGAUGGCCUGUACGAGUGGGCCCUGGCUGCCUUCUACAUCGCCUACAUCGCCUUUGAAUGGAUGUCGCUGCUGUGGAAGGUGAUCCCGGCCCAUAUCUACGUGUCGAUGCUCGUGCUGUCGUGGGGCAUCGUGGCGUCGCUGCAGGCCGUGGCCGUCAACUACCCCAUGCUCAUCUUCCUCCGCACGCUCCUGGGCAUAGGCGAGGCCGGCUUCACGGGCGUGCCCUUUUACCUGUCCUUCUUCUUCAAGCGCCACGAGCUGGCGUUUAGGACCGCCAUCUUCAUUUCCGCCGCUCCUCUUGCCACCACCUUUGCGUCCUCUCUCGCGUGGAUGCUGCUCAAAGUGGGCGAGGCGAGCCCGAUCGCCCCGUGGCGCCUGCUCUUUCUCGUCGAGGGCUUCCCGUCGGUGCUCGUGGCCCUCGUCGCCUGGCAUGUCAUCCCCGACUCGCCGGAAACGGCCCACUAUCUGACAGCGCGCGAGAAGAAGGUGGCGCGCCUCCGGCUCCGACAUGAGAAUGGCUCUGAUAGUAGUAGCGCGGGAUGGCGAGGUAGGGCACUGUCCCUCGGCAGAAAACACGAGACGCCGGGUGGCGGCGGCGGCGACGACGACAGCGACGCCAAGGGCCUCAACACGCACGACGUGCUCGCGGUGCUCUGCGACCCGGCCGCAUGGCUCACUGCAGCGAUCCUCUUCUUGGCCAACAUGGCAUACUCGUCGCUGCCCGUGUUCCUGCCCACCAUCCUGCGGUCCAUGGGCCACGACCCGCAGUCGGCCCAAGCGCUCGCGGCGCCGCCCUACUUUGCCGCGUUCCUCUUCGUGCUCGCGACGGCGCACGCUAGCGACACGACGCGCGCGCGGGCGCCCUGGCUCGCGGCGCACGCGCUCGCGUCGGCGGCGGGCUACGGCGUGCUCGCGCUGGCCGACUCGCGCUUCCUCGCGCUCGACCCGGGCAGCAUCGUUCGCUACCUCGCCGUGUACCCGGCGGCCGUCGGCUUCUUCAACGUCGUGGUGCUCACCAUCGCCUGGAGCAUCAACAACCAGCGCACGGCGUCGCGCCAGGGCGGCGGCUUCGCCCUCCUGCAGCUCGUCGGCCAGUGCGGGCCCCUCGUCGGCACCCGGCUGUAUCCCGACGCCGACGCCCCCUACUACACGCGCGGCAUGGCGGCCUGCGCGCUCGCUAUGCUCGCCGUGGCGGCCCUGGCCGGCGCGCUGAGGUGGGUCCUCGCCAGGCGGAACAGGCUGCUCGACGAGGCCGAGAGUGCGGAGCCAGACGAGGACGCCGACGGGGAGGGCGAGGGUUUUCUGGACUCUGAGCGAGGGGUCGGGGGCGCCGCUAGGGACGCGCUGCGCGAGAGGUUCAGGUAUAUGCUCUGAUGCCGUGUCGUUGCCUGUCUCUUGCGCUUGUAUUUUGUGGCUUUCUUUUUAAGGUUUCGUGGGAAACAGCAUGGCAUGGCAUGGCAUGCUCGUGGUCUUGUGCAUGUGCAUGUAUGUACAUAUUGGCAACGGCAUAUUUAUUUAGUGUCUUUGAUAUUUUUCUCUAGAGCCUUGUUUUUUUUUGGGAGUGGCAGGUCUUAGUUGCACAAUGGUUAUAUCUAAUAGGUAUCCUAGAAGAGUGUUUGUGUGUGUGUGUAGGUAUUUGGAGAUACGUAAUAAUGACAAGAUGCAAAAUUGGUUUGGUGCCCUUGUGUCCGUCUGUCUGUCUGUCUGUCUGCCUUCGAUGCAUGCGCGAAAGAGUCC